CCUGAACUUGGAACGACGGCAAAGUGUCUCAGGUGCUACGAGUACGUGUGCACCGUGAUUGUGACUACUAACGGUCGUGCUUCGAUGAAUCGGUCUCCUCCGAUGAUAGUAGCCAACCAAUCCCGUUAUCCAUUGUUAACAGAUUCGUUUCAUAGCCAAGUACAGGGUUGUUCAUAAGCAUUCAGCUCGACCUGCUGACUGGCUGAGUUCGUACGCAAAUAACGGAGUACCCCGGUGCACUUGGAAUGCAAUUGUUUGAAAAUUAGAAACAUUAGUUCAGUCAUUGAAAGCUUAGAAAUCCAAAUUCAAAUUCAGGAACUUCAAAAUUCAAUUCUAUAGAUGGAAUACAUCUAAUUUUCAAAAUGGGUGCCAGCAUCUUUGACCCAGUUUCUUUGAUUUAAUUGAAGGCAACGUCUAUCUUUAAAACAACACGAUUUGCAUUUUAUAACUAACCACAUCCUCUGAUUACCGGGGAAAUAUAUUAGAGCUACUUUUGAUUAUGGUUCAGUCGAGAGCAAAGAAGAGAAGACGCAGCACAGUAGCUUCGAAAUAGUAACUUUUACCAAAAUGAGCAUCUAUGAAAAUGAUUUCAUUCGAUUGAUAUCCUGUAUCGGAAACGACGACGUGGAAUCGGCGAUACGUAUAUUCACCGAAAAAUUUGAUAAACGAUUUCUACAACCUAUCGGGAUUCUUCGAGUGACCGCGGUUCAAUUGGCUGCCUGGCAGGGUAGAAUAGAAUUGUUGGAUCUAUUCUACAAACAUGGCGCUAAUAUUAAUGCCGUGGACAAGAUUGGAAGAUCUCCAUUGUUCCAUGCAGCACAUCGUGGGAAUAGCGAAGUGGUGACUUGGCUUUUGGAACAUGGAGCCUUCAUGGAUAACAAAGUUGGCAUUGAUAGUUGUUUCAAGGCUCCUACUUUCAACUUCAGCCAUUGUUUCGAUAUUGGUCGAAAUUUGCCAAUCCCAGAAUGUUGGGGAAGGACAGCACUGCACCAGGCGGUGAAGAACAAUCACUCGGAAGUGGUGAGGAUUUUGGUGGAGGCUAGGGUUAACACAAACGUAGAAGACGAGCGUGGAAUUACACCUCUGCUUUUGGCAGGAUCUACCGUAACCCAAGAAGAUCCUAAUGAAAUGUCCAAAUUCGUCCGCAUAGUCGAGUACCUGGUACAAGGGAAAGCUUCGACCAACGCCGUUCACCCUGACACAGGUACUACAGCGUUACACUAUGCUGUAACGUUGGGAAGUUUCUCAGCCACGAAAAUAUUGUUGGAUGCCGGUGCGUGGCCUCUUUAUCAAUGUAAAAGCACCGGAAGCACCCCUCUUCACCUCGCCGCCAGUAUGGGUAGCUUAGAAACUCUUUCGAUCCUCCUAGCGAACACACCUGCCACACACGUCGAUGUUUGCGAUAACAUUAAUCGAACGCCGCUUCAUAGAGCUUCUUAUCAAGGACACCGUGAAUGUAUUCAAGCAUUAAUCGAACACGGUGGUAAUCUGGCUGUCGAAACCAGAACCGGGGUCACCGUUAUCGACGCCAUAUUUGCUCACACUCCGAGGCCAGUGACGUUUCUAAACGAUAUUUUGGACUCUCGGGUGCGAAUGAACGGCCGCACGAUCGAUAGGAACUCGCAUAUCAUCGUUGACUUCAACGUACUGGCGCCGAAAGGGGAGUUGCAAAUGGGAGUUGUUACGUCCCUUAUUGCAGCAGCUUCAGACGAGGAACAAUUGACGAUACUGCAACAUCCGUUGGUGGAAACGUUUCUCUGGUUAAAGUGGUCCAAGCUGAGAGUGUUCUUCUUUAGUCUCGUUUUCAUCCACGCCCUGCUGGUCCUUUCCCUCUCUGGUUACUCUAUAGCGUUGCUGCAGCACCAGACUGAUUGUACGCUGUUAAGAAGGAUCCUCGCUUCGUGUUCGUGUGUGCUUUUCUUCCACAAUAUGGCGCAGGUGUUAAUGGUGCCAAGAUAUUACUUAAGGCAGUUCGAGACGUGGCUCUCGUUUGCAUGCGCAACGAUAUCGUUGAUGAUUUCCACAGACGGUGGCCACACGGAUGCAGUUACGAUCCAGCCAAGGGGAAAAGAAUUAAACCCCACGGAACAUCGUCCGCAGUGGGUGUUGCAUUCCAUCAGCUUGGCAAUCUUGCUUGCAUGGAUGCAAAUGAUGCUGCUAGUUGGCCGUCUCCCAACGUGCGGAUAUUACGCGCUCAUGUUCUCCACGGUACUAAAGAACAUCCUUAAGGUUCUCCUAGCGUUCGUCUGCCUGAUUGUCGGAUUCGCGUUCAGCUUCGCCGUUUUGUUCCACGGGAACGACCAGUUUCGCAAUUCCUGGAGGGCCGUCGUGAAGACCGUGGUAAUGAUGAUGGGUGAGUACGAGUACGGGGCUCUCUUCUCGGACGAGAAGAAUGGGAGUUCCUUCCUACCAGCCACGAGCAGGGUCGUGUUCCUUGCUUUCGUCAUGCUCGCUAGUAUCGUCCUGAUGAACCUGAUGAUCGGCCUCGCGGUCAAUGACAUCCAAGGCCUCGAGAAGAUGGGUCACAUUCGUCAAUUGCUGAAGCAGGCCGAAUUCGUGGGUCAUUUAGAAAGGCUGACAUCACACCGAAUCUUUCGCAGCAAUUGGCUACAUCCUCGGUUAAGUUCGCUGCUCAACUCGAGGCGCAGUAUUCCCACAAAAAUUACGUUCGGUUAUCACGAACGUUAUUUUCGUGAAUCAUCCACGGGCGUCCCGGCGAGGCUGAGGGAAACCUUGUUUCUGUUGGCUUCAAGGAACUCGCGCGACUGCAAAAGCACGGUAACGAGUGACAAGCUCAAAAACAACGACGACAACAACAAUACGGAAUUAACGGCGUUGUUGGAGGAAGUGUUGCUGCAAUUAAGGACAUCUUGUUAUUCUAGCGCAACGGGAAGGAAAUUUUCAAAACCCUUCAAUACUAAAUAAACCAAGAAAAAAUACUUACAAACUUAUAAAGUACUUUUAGAAUUUUCUUUAAAGUAUUGUUUCAUUCGAGACUGGAAUUUUAUUGUAGAACGAUGUGGCACAUGAUUUAGUCCUUGUAAUGAUGAUUUUAUACUAUUAAAAAAGUAUUUUAUUUAAAUAUAA
Molecule: messenger RNA, 3087 nt
Organism: Osmia bicornis bicornis
Lineage: Eukaryota; Metazoa; Arthropoda; Insecta; Hymenoptera; Megachilidae
Product: transient receptor potential channel pyrexia-like
Exons: 9
Coding region: 568-2925 (785 amino acids)
Biological process (GO): monoatomic ion transport; transmembrane transport
Cellular component (GO): membrane
Molecular function (GO): protein binding; monoatomic ion channel activity
Source: RefSeq, a predicted model, not a curated record